GUGGCGGAGCGGGCGCAGCAGAGCCGGCGGGAUGGAGCGGCCCGGGCGGGCUGCGGUGGUGGCGGGUGCACAGCCCCGCGCUAACGGCUGCAGCGGCGCAGGCCACGGCACGCUCCCAAACGGCUACGUGCGCGGUCUUCCCGCGCCCGACACACAGGUGAAUCAUGCUGUGCACAAUGGAGGAUUAUACAAAAGGCCUUUCAAUGAAGCUUUUGAAGAAACACCAAUGCUGGUUGCUGUGCUGACCUACGUAGGCUAUGGUGUUCUCACUCUUUUUGGGUAUCUGCGAGAUUUCAUGCGGCAGUGGAAGAUUGAGAAGUGUCAAAAUGCUACAGAAAGAGAAGAACAAAAGGACUUUGUCCCAUUGUACCAGGACUUUGAAAAUUUCUACACCAGAAACCUCUAUAUGCGCAUUCGGGACAGCUGGAACCGUCCAAUCUGCAGUGUGCCAGGGGCCAGAGUGGACAUGAUGGAGAGAGUUUCCCAUGACUACAACUGGACGUUCACGUACACAGGGAGAGUGAUAAAGGACAUCAUUAAUAUGGGUUCCUACAACUACCUUGGAUUUGCACAGAAUGCUGGGACUUGCCAAGAAGCAGCAGCUAAAGUUCUGUCCCAGUAUGGAGCUGGCGUGUGCAGCACUAGGCAGGAGAUGGGAAACUUGGACAAACAUGAGGAGCUGGAAAAGCUAGUUGCCAGGUUCCUAGGUGUGGAAUCUGCAAUGGCAUAUGGAAUGGGGUUUGCAACCAACUCCAUGAACAUUCCUGCUUUAGUUGGCAAGGGCUGUCUGAUUUUGAGUGAUGAACUGAAUCAUGCAUCACUAGUGCUUGGAGCAAGACUGUCAGGAGCAACUAUUCGAAUCUUUAAGCACAACAAUAUGCAAAGCCUGGAGAAGCUGCUCAAAGAUGCUAUUGUGCAUGGGCAACCUCGUACACGGAGGCCCUGGAAAAAAAUUCUUAUCUUGGUGGAAGGAAUAUACAGUAUGGAGGGAUCCAUAGUCCGUUUGCCUGAAGUGAUUGCCCUUAAGAAGAAGUAUAAAUCCUAUCUGUACCUUGAUGAGGCUCAUAGUAUAGGUGCCCUGGGUCCCAGUGGCCGGGGUGUAGUGGACUAUUUUGGACUCAAUCCAGAAGAUGUGGAUAUCAUGAUGGGAACAUUCACCAAAAGUUUUGGAGCUGCUGGAGGAUACAUUGGGGGCAAGAAGGAGCUGAUUGAUUACCUCAGAACAUACUCUCACAGUGCUGUGUAUGCAACAUCAAUGUCACCUCCUGUUGUGGAGCAAAUCAUCACCUCUGUGAAGUGCAUUAUGGGUGAAGAUGGUACAACUGUUGGGAAAGCACGUGUGCAGCAGCUAGCGGAGAACACGAGAUAUUUCAGGAGACGACUUAAAGAGAUGGGUUUUAUCAUCUAUGGAAAUGAAGAUUCCCCAGUUGUGCCUCUGAUGCUCUACAUGCCAGCAAAAAUUGGUGCAUUUGGACGUGAGAUGCUGAAGCGGAACAUCGGUGUUGUGGUUGUGGGCUUCCCUGCCACCCCCAUCAUCGAGUCCAGAGCCAGAUUCUGUUUGUCUGCAGCUCAUACCAAAGAGAUGCUUGACAGAGCUUUAAAAGAAAUUGAUGAAGUUGGGGACCUUUUGCAACUGAAAUAUUCCCGUCACCGUUUGGUACCUCUCUUGGACCGACCGUUUGACGAGACAACAUAUGAAGAAACAGAAGACUGAACUCCCUCCAUGUGCCUUGGUGGGAGGGACACACCCUGUGGGACACUCCAUGGCACGCAGGACACAGCAUCCAUGUACAACACAUUUAGGACUGCUUAGCAUAAAAGACAUUUCCUCACAAUACUGAAGUGGCCACGUGAGCUCUAAAUGGCAUUUUGUAAAUAGGGAGAGGAGAAAAAAGGCUUUGAUUCCUGUGUCUUCAGGGUCUGGCCCUAGAGGUGCUCGGCCUCAAUUUUUCGUGUUGCUUUUUUUAUUUUAUUUGUCUCAAUGAAUUCACAGCAACCUGAGCUGACUGUGGCUCAUCAGCUCAGACUUUGUAUGCCCCAUUAGCCUUGCAAAUGCUGACUGAGAUGUUCUGAGCAUGUGUGAUGCUGGCAUGGCAGCAUUUCCAGUGUCACUGCUAGGUGCCUGACCUUCCCAGUAAGGAGUAAGCUGACCUGUCUGUUCUUGGAGUCUUCCUAAAGAAACUCUGAAUUGCUAACUUUGACAUAUUUAACAAGAUGGAUAAUCAACCAAAGUUGCUUUUUCUUUUGCAGUUACUUGUGUUUAAAACAUAAAUUUAGCCUUUUUAAAAUAAAUGUAUUGUUGACAUGUCA
Pezoporus flaviventris is the source of this 2310-nucleotide messenger RNA. It is a transcript of the gene SPTLC2, whose product is annotated as serine palmitoyltransferase long chain base subunit 2. The transcript has 12 exons. Lineage: Eukaryota; Metazoa; Chordata; Aves; Psittaciformes; Psittacidae. The coding region runs from base 32 to 1714 and encodes 560 amino acids. The record is from RefSeq and is a predicted model, not a curated record. Gene Ontology annotation, molecular function: pyridoxal phosphate binding; serine C-palmitoyltransferase activity. Gene Ontology annotation, biological process: ceramide biosynthetic process; sphingosine biosynthetic process. Gene Ontology annotation, cellular component: serine palmitoyltransferase complex.